Messenger RNA from Lampris incognitus (smalleye Pacific opah), 1600 nucleotides. RefSeq names its product homeobox protein Hox-C5a-like. The record is from RefSeq and is a predicted model, not a curated record. Gene Ontology annotation, molecular function: DNA-binding transcription factor activity, RNA polymerase II-specific; RNA polymerase II cis-regulatory region sequence-specific DNA binding. Bases 5 to 715 code for a protein of 236 amino acids. Gene Ontology annotation, cellular component: nucleus. NCBI's taxonomy places the organism in Eukaryota, Metazoa, Chordata, Actinopteri, Lampriformes, Lampridae. Gene Ontology annotation, biological process: anterior/posterior pattern specification; regulation of transcription by RNA polymerase II. The transcript has 2 exons.
CGCCAUGCGUAAAAUGAGCUCGUAUGUUAACAGUUACACUGUCAGGCCAACAAGCGAGACAACUUCUCCCAACACCAUGUUCAGUUUCGAUAACUGCGCCUCCUUGUCCGGGCGCCAGUCCCGCCGUUAUGAGGGCGCUAAUGUCAACGGGAUGUUGUUCCCUUCUCCCGUCCCCGCCGCCUCCGUUGAGCUGGAGGAGGCGAAAACUAGCCUGCGUGGCAGUACGGAUACCCCUCCGUCGCCGGGAGCGCGUCAGCUAACGAUGCUCUCCGGCAGCUCGGCGGACGCGAGGAGCGGGCUCGGCUACGCCGGUAACGGGCUGCCGGGGCAGGGGGACGGCGGAGACGCGGAGCGGAGCGAGAGGUCCGGCGGCGCGGGCGAAGGGAGCGAGAGAAAAGUGGAGAACGCGCACGCGGUAAAGCGAAACGCAGGCGCGAGCCAGCGUCAGGACGGCGAGCAGCGGCCGCAGAUUUAUCCGUGGAUGACAAAACUGCACAUGAGCCACGAAUCGGACGGUAAACGGUCACGGACCAGUUACACCCGCUACCAGACUCUGGAGCUGGAGAAAGAAUUCCACUUCAACCGCUACCUCAGUCGCCGCAGGCGCAUAGAGAUCGCCCAUACCCUGUGCUUAAACGAGAGGCAGAUCAAAAUCUGGUUCCAGAACAGACGCAUGAAGUGGAAGAAGGACUCAAAGAUCAAAGUGAAGGAAUAAGCGCACGUAGCCCCACACUGCGAAGUUGUUACCUGACCUCCGGAUGAACUGCUAGGAGCAAUGACAUCAUGGCAGUGCGCCGUGUGCUUCAUCACCAAUUAUGUGUCACUCGCUGCAGUUUGGGACUUAAUGUAUUGAAUAUCGCUCAGUUUGAUCAAUCGCUUUACAUUGCUAAAUUAAUUUUCUCUCCCCCCCCCCCCAUGUGAUGAUGACCUUACUUUAGGCUGGCCUACUGCAUGGCGGGCCGAGGAUGAGGGGAAGAGGACCCCCCCCCAACAUUUUGUUAGCUUGUAGAUUUUGCACUGCAGUGCAUGGAAGGGGUUACACGGUACAUGACACUCACACUUUAUGUUGUAUAUUUAGGAUAAGAGUAUGAAAGGAUGACUGACAUCCUGCAUCUUUAUUGGCAAUAUGAUGAAACUGUUUGUGAAAUGAAAAUCAGUGGAGUGAAGAUGGUAACAUUUCUUCAAAAAAAAAGAAAAAAGUACCACUAUAAUAGUGGUGAGUUGUCCAAUAGGCAAAAAGUGAUAUAAUUCUUUCACUUGUACAAAUGUUUGUUUGUUUGCUCGUUUGUUUUCAAUUUAUACUCUGGUAUGUUGCAAUGGAAACAGGUUAGAGACAUGGUGUCGAUUGUCAUUUUCAGAGAGCAGAGUCAUUGUGAAAAAAUAUUGAACCAUUGGGGCAUCCUACAUGUUGUCAUAUAACCAUGCAAAUCAUUACCUAUAAUUGGACAUUUGUAAGUGAUAAAAGUGUUGUAACUUUCAAUCGAGCCACUUUUUUCCCUUGGUAGACUUAAGGUGCGUGGCAUACACAUGGCCUAGAAUAAUUGAUAUAGGGGACAUAUCUGUUGGGUGUAAUUAAUAAAAUCUGUCAAUACAAAAAAAA